Fusarium mangiferae is the source of this 1266-nucleotide messenger RNA. RefSeq lists its product as uncharacterized. Gene Ontology annotation, biological process: carbohydrate metabolic process; GDP-mannose biosynthetic process. The record is from RefSeq and is a predicted model, not a curated record. NCBI's taxonomy places the organism in Eukaryota, Fungi, Ascomycota, Sordariomycetes, Hypocreales, Nectriaceae. The transcript has a single exon. Gene Ontology annotation, molecular function: zinc ion binding; mannose-6-phosphate isomerase activity. Gene Ontology annotation, cellular component: cytosol. Bases 1 to 1266 code for a protein of 421 amino acids.
AUGUCGACACCAGCAGCCCCCUUCUAUCAGCUCCGUUGCGGCUGCAACCAAUACCCAUGGGGUAAACAAGGUUCCAACUCUCUAUCUGCACGACUUUGUGAAAAGACGCCGGGAUGGGAUGGGGAUGGAAAGAAGAACUUCAAGAUUGACGAGGACAAGCCAUAUGCUGAGAUGUGGAUGGGCACAUACCCCGUGCUGCCAUCCUAUGUUGCUAGCACGGGCGAAGAUCUCCAAGACGUUCUGGACCGAUACCCUAAGGAACUGUUGGGGGAGAAAAUCCCUUCGAAGUUUGGACACAGCAAGCUUCCAUACCUUCCCAAGGUUCUCUCUAUUGCGAAAGCAUUGCCAUUGCAGGUCCAUCCUAACAGGGAGUUUUCGAGUAAGAAGCACAAGGAGGACCCAGACUCAUUCACGGACGGCAACCACAAGCCAGAAAUCGCCCUCGCAUUGUCUGAGUUUGAGGCUUUUUGUGGCUUCAAACCUGUUGAGGCUAUCGUGGAUAUCUUACGCCAGAAGCCUUUGAGACACUUUCUUGUCGCCGGUGGCGCAACUGUCGCGGAUGAGAAGCUCAGUCAAGAAGGAUUGAAGCAGGUCGUCAAAACUAUGUUAACAUCAUCUGACGAAGACAUCAAGAAGGCUUUCCAGGCAAUCCGGGAACUCCCCGACUCUGCCUUUACGGGACUUAACUCAGCCAUUCCACAGGUUGCCAAGAAACUCGAGAAGAAUUUCCCAGCAAACGACCCUGGUAAUCUGGUCGGACUGUUGUGUAUGAACUACAUGCUUCUCCAACCGGGCGAGGUCAUCUUCAUCCCAGCAGGCGGGAUUCAUGCCUACAUCCAGGGCGAUAUCAUUGAAUGCAUGGCACGUUCUGACAAUGUUCUCAAUACUGGAUUUUGCCCCAAGGCCGAGCGAGACAAUGUCGAUGAGUUCUGCUCAGUGCUUAACUGGGAGCCCACGACCAAGUCACAGACGACACUGCAACCAGAAACUUAUCCUGGAAGUAAAGAGGGCAAGACCCAGCUUUUCAAACCACCUACCAGCGAAUUCAACGUGCUUGCGACUGACCUGAAGUCUGGUGACCGUGAGGCAUUGAGUGAAGGUGGUCCCAAGAUUAUGCUUGCAACACGUGGAAGCGCAAGUGUAAAGGCAAACGAUCAGUCGUUUGAGCUGUCCGAGGGCCAUGUGUAUUUCAUUGCUCAAGGAGUGAAGCUGGAUAUCACUGCUGGCAGUGGUGGUCUGUUGCUGCAUACUGCGGUUGCGGAAUGA